This is a messenger RNA of Dioszegia hungarica, 1383 nucleotides long. RefSeq names its product putative phosphoglycerate kinase. The record is from RefSeq and is a predicted model, not a curated record. Gene Ontology annotation, cellular component: cytosol. The coding region runs from base 1 to 1383 and encodes 460 amino acids. The transcript is spliced from 11 exons. Gene Ontology annotation, biological process: gluconeogenesis; glycolytic process. Gene Ontology annotation, molecular function: phosphoglycerate kinase activity; ATP binding; ADP binding. NCBI's taxonomy places the organism in Eukaryota, Fungi, Basidiomycota, Tremellomycetes, Tremellales, Bulleribasidiaceae.
AUGUCCUUCCGCUCCCGACAAUUGGUCAACUACCUCCUUCCCGCUAUAUUCGCCUUCGCACUCUACUCCUUCCUCUCGCCGGCUGUCCCAUACCUCACUCGGAACGCGUCUUCCAUUAACAGACUCACAAUGUCUCUUUCAUCCAAGCUUUCCAUUACCGACGUCCAGCUCAAGGGCGAGAAGGUGCUCAUCCGGGUGGACUUCAAUGUUCCCCAGGACAAGCAGCAGAACAUCACCAACCCUGCUCGUAUCGUCGCUGCCCUCCCGACCAUCAAGUACGCGAUUGACAAUGGCGCCAAGUCUGUCAUUCUCAUGUCCCAUUUGGGUCGCCCAGACGGAUCUCCCAACCCCAAGUACUCGCUCAAGCCCGUCGCGGCCAAGCUUUCCGAGCUCCUCUCCAGGGACGUCAAGUUCCUGGAUGACUGUGUCGGGGAGGACGUGAAGAAGGCCGUCAGCGAGGGCAAGGACGGACAGGUCUUCCUCCUUGAGAACCUUCGGUUCCACGUCGAGGAGGAGGGCAAGGGCGUCAAGGACGGCGAGAAGAUCAAAGCCGACAAGGAGGCCGUCAAGAAGUUCCGCGAGGACCUCACCUCCCUCGGUACGGUGUACAUCAACGAUGCCUUCGGUACCGCCCACCGCGCCCACUCUUCCAUGGUCGGCAUUCAGCUGCCCCAGCGCGCCGCCGGGUUCUUGAUGAAGAAGGAGCUCGAGUACUUUGCCAAGGUCCUCGAGAGCCCCGAGAGGCCCUUCUUGGCCAUUCUUGGUGGUGCCAAGGUUGCCGACAAGAUCCAGUUGAUCGAGAACAUGCUGGACCAGGUCAACACCCUGAUCAUCUGCGGUGGUAUGAGCUUCACCUUCAAGAAGACCCUCGAGAACGUUGAGAUUGGCCAGUCCCUCUUUGACGAGGAUGGUUCCAAGAAGGUCAAGGAUCUCGUCGAGAAGGCCAAGAAGAACAACGUCAAGCUCGUCUUCCCCGUCGACUACGUCACGGCCGACAAAUUUGACAAGGACGCCAAGGUUGGCGCCGCGACCGACGAAUCAGGUAUCGAAUCCGGCCUGAUGGGUCUCGACGCCGGACCCAAGUCGCAGAAGCUCUUCGCCGAGGCCGUCGCCCAGUCCAAGACUAUCCUGUGGAACGGUCCCGCCGGUGUAUUCGAGUUCCCGGCGUUCGCCAAGGGCUCCGACGCGCUCCUCGAGGCGUGCAUCAAGGCUGCCAAGGGCGGGGCGACCGUCAUUGUCGGUGGUGGUGACACUGCGACGCUCGUGGCCAACGCGGGCAAGGAGGAUGAGCUCAGCCAUGUCUCGACCGGCGGUGGUGCCAGUUUGGAAUUGCUCGAGGGCAAGACCCUCCCGGGUGUCGCUGAGCUCUCGGAGAAGAAGUAG